UCCUCUUCGAGAAGAAUACGUGUAUCCUUCCAAGCCUGUUUGUUGUAUCAUCAGAAUCAUUGCGCGUCUGUCCCAGUAUUACUGCAACAUUUUGGAGGUAUACUGCACCUGGUGCAUCAAUCAACCUACGGUGUCUCCGGCAGCAUACGUGCUAUGGGGCGACAAGAUCUUUCUCAGAUGAAGCUAGCUGUUCUCCUGAUGCUUCUUCUCUGCUCCUGGCGUGCUUUCGCUCUCCCAACUUCGUGGCUUCCCGAUAAAGGAGUGGUACCCAGUCUUGAGUCGAUACUAAAUUUCAACCACAGCACGCAGUUGAUCGGGCCUUGGGUCACCAUCUCUCAAUACGCUGUGUUUCUUCUCACCAAACAACCCAUAACAUCUGACUUCUUCCGGGCAAUUUUUGAACGAACAGAACGGGCAACACCUUCAGUAAUACUGAGUCUGCUCCGGAAGCACCAGCCCUUUGUGUACGGGGCAUUCGAAUUCACUGUGGUUGCAGCCAAUAUCAUCUUCGCGGCUGGCGUGGCCACGUUCUUGCUCCGCGUGAUUGGCACGUGCGGUUCGUCGAAGGAGCAGGAUGUCACAGUCAACUUCAAACUUCUGCUGAAUACUUACAUGGUCUCCUCUUGGGUGGUCAUGGGAAUAGCUAUAUUCUUCGCUGUGAUCGUGCUGUCGUGUGAUUUCAACAUCAACAUGGGGGCUCAAGCGUUGACAGUAUUCAUUACGAGCUACAAGAACAACCUCUACGAUUUCAUUGACAGAGAUAUGCUUGCAGAAGCAGACAAGACUUAUAAUGGGCUCAUGGAGGAGAUACAAGAACACGAAAAAUUCUUCACGAUGGAUUUCGCGACCACGGCUGGCGUGGCCCUCGUUGCAGCGCUCCGAGAAUACAAGCAAAUGCCAACCAUUUUUAAAGCCAACUAUACAAAAGCUUUGAGUGAAGUGGUGCCACCGGCGACAUCUCUUCCAGCUGUAGAAAAGGCUGCAGCAGCGGUGGACACAGCGACAAAAGAAAUGAGCGCCGCUGUAUUGACUGCCCUUCUGGACUCAACCGUCUUCCAAAGAUACGGUCUCAUCAUUACCUUAUCCGAUCUCAUAGAGCGGGUUCGAGGACAGCUGACCAGCUACAAACACGAAGUCGGAAACGUGAGAACCGGCGUCGAAUCGAUGUUCAGCAUAUUGCUAGACGAUCCUCAAACGCUGUUCUACAUCCCAACGAUGCAGAAAGGGAUUUCGCAGACGAUAACCUUAAUGCUGAUCUUCGUGGGUACCACCAUCGGUGGAAUGAUAUGCGGUUGCCUGUUGGGCUACACCAAUCACCCGGACAACACCUCACCCCUGGAGCGAAAUGAGUUGUCGAACGUCGCCGGGAAGAUACUUGUCAUCACCAGCUACAUCAUGACAGCAGGCGUCACGAUAAUGACUCUUGUGACCGGACUUGUCUUGGUGGUUGGCUGCCUUGCCGAAAUCUUCAUGUGUCGCGUCGAUAGAAGCUUCGGGGAGAACCCACUGCUCAUAGACUACAGCUCUCUACUUCUUAUGAACCCCAUGAAGAACUCGUACGACGUGCGAAAGGUCAUUCGAUUCAGCGUUGUCCAGGCGCAUUGCCAGAGCCAUUUGGGCAUCUCUGAAUUGGCUGGGAUUCGAACAGAAGAGCUCGGAAAAGCUGUCCGCAAAAUUGCGGGACUCCAGAAAGACCUGACGUACCACUACACUUUGAACGUCCGUGACCUCGUGAGGCGUUUAGGAGAAAGGCAGAAACUGGUCGAAGACUUUUACAAGGCUUUCACUGCCGCUAACAUAAAAGCGACGCCUGAUAACAAGGUUCAAAUGGAUCUCAUUCAGGCGUACAUCACUGAUGAUAAUAAACUUUUCCAGUACUCCAACAAAAGCACUGAGGAUUUGAAGAAGUUUCUUGAAAAGGCAUUCAUACAGUUCACUCUGAAGAAGUGUGACAGCGUUCGCAACGACAUAACUUUACGCCUGAGUGAUUUCGACAGCGUUGGAAACUGUUCCAAGCUUUUGGGCGUCUAUGAAGUCUGCUUCACUAUAUUCUGUAAAGGUCUUAUCGACUACGUUAAUGGUUAUUGGUUAUCGCUUCUCUGCAUGGUGUGUGUCUACAUAUACGCCAUAUACAUAUGCCUCUGCACGUCUAAGUAUUUCUUUACCAUGGAGAGCUAUACGUACGAAGGAGAGCCUGUUCCAGAGGGGACGAAGUUUCAGGACCUGGCCACUCACCGCAAGCAAAGGUUGAGAAAAAGGAGAGUAGACCACAUGAUGAAGCAAGCGGCUGAUGUUCCCGAAGGCAUUGACUACGGUCAGGCGGACGAGGAGCAGAGGAGGAUGAAGGAAGCGGCAGAGAAAGCGAAAGCUCUGCGAAAGAUGAAAGUAACGCGGAUUGAAGAAGCUAGAGAGCAGAAAGAAGGCAACAUCCGAGGUGCACUAAUGGCAAUGGUGCCACUGGCGCCACUCAGGGUGGUGGCGGCUAAAAUAGUCAAGGGACGAGAUCAGCCGGGAUCUUCACAAGGCACUUCAGAAACACUGAGUUCCCAGACGUCGCCAGCACCACUCGGCACGCAGCAAAAUCAAGCAUCGUCGCAACCAGGAAGUAAAAAUUACUCACCAAAUGACAAAAAAUACCCCGCAGACGAGCUCGCACCGGUGUUCCGUCCAUAACGAUCAGUUUAGUGCACAACCAAAAUUCACGUCUCUCCAGCGUUAUGCAAAGUGCAUACUCCAAUGUACUUAUAGUAUCGAAUGGUAGAUCAUCUUUACCGAUGAGCCCAAUAAAAUAAAUUUUCACAAUU
Messenger RNA from Ornithodoros turicata, 2804 nucleotides. RefSeq lists its product as uncharacterized. NCBI's taxonomy places the organism in Eukaryota, Metazoa, Arthropoda, Arachnida, Ixodida, Argasidae. The transcript has 30 exons. The coding region runs from base 154 to 2673 and encodes 839 amino acids. The record is from RefSeq and is a predicted model, not a curated record.